AUGAGCAUUGCAGUCGUUGACUUUGGAUCAUUCGCCUUGGGUAAAGCUGAACCUUCAGCUAAUGAAAUGAAACGAUUAUCCACAGAGAUCACAAGGGCAUUAAAUGAAUAUGGAAUUGUGUAUCUCAGAAACACUGGGAUAAAUGAGGAGCAAGUGUUUGGAACAAUGGACAUCUGCAGAAAGUUCUUUCUACUUCCUAAGGACAUUAAACAACAAUAUGUCCAAUCGAAGGACUCUGAGGUUCCAAACCAUGGGUGGUAUGAUUUUGAGACUGAGAGUUUAAAUCCAGCACAACCCAAAGACCUGAAAGAAACCUUUAACGUGACAACAUUUUCUGCAAGUGAUAAAUGGCCUGUCAAGGAUGUUCCCGAGUUCACAAAUUGUCUGGAAUCGCUCUUCAAGAUCUGUGCGGAGCUAUCUAUCCGAGUUUUGAAAGUAAUUGAACUGAGCCUGGGUGUUGAGAGUGGUUUCUUUGUCAGCAAGCACCAAAAGAUGGGCAGGAAUGAAAAUCUUUCAACUCUUAGAGCUGCAUACUACCCACCACUACAGAAAUCCUCUCUGAAAGAAAAUCAGACACGAUGUGGAGAACAUUCUGAUUAUGGAACAUUCACUUUACUAUUCCAAGAUAAAUAUGGAGGAUUGGAGGUAAUGUCCAGGUCUGGUCAGUAUAUCACUGCUCCCUACCUUCCAAACACAGUUCUUCUCAACAUAGCCAAUCUUCUGCAGAGGUGGACAUCUGACAGAUGGAUUUCCACAAAACAUCGAGUCCAAAUUCCACAGACUGAAGACGCGUUGAACAGAACCAGACAGUCACUGGUUUUCUUUGUUUAUCCAGAUCAUGAUGCAAUAAUCACAUGUUGUGAUGGACUGGACAAGUACCCACCCAUCACUUCGCUCCAGUACCUAAAGGAUAAACACCCAGAUUUAAUUAACUUGGAACUCUAUCCAUCCAGUGAUUGA
Messenger RNA from Pristis pectinata (smalltooth sawfish), 960 nucleotides. RefSeq lists its product as uncharacterized. NCBI's taxonomy places the organism in Eukaryota, Metazoa, Chordata, Chondrichthyes, Rhinopristiformes, Pristidae. The transcript is spliced from 7 exons. Bases 1 to 960 code for a protein of 319 amino acids. The record is from RefSeq and is a predicted model, not a curated record. Gene Ontology annotation, molecular function: dioxygenase activity.